This is a messenger RNA of Aspergillus thermomutatus, 1584 nucleotides long. RefSeq lists its product as uncharacterized. The transcript has 2 exons. NCBI's taxonomy places the organism in Eukaryota, Fungi, Ascomycota, Eurotiomycetes, Eurotiales, Aspergillaceae. The record is from RefSeq and is a predicted model, not a curated record. Gene Ontology annotation, molecular function: DNA binding. Bases 1 to 1584 code for a protein of 527 amino acids.
AUGAUGGGAUACGGGGGUCAUCAGUAUCAUCAACAGCGUCAAUCGCAGCAGAAUGCCCAUCCCCAGCAGCAGCACCAACUGCAAUCGCCUUCGCUGGGUGCGGCUGCUGCGCAUUCAGGCCAUGGCAGCAAUGGCAUUGCUGGCAACAGUUCCCUGCUCCGGGGCCAGCAGCAGUCAGAUCUGUCAAGUCAUUCGCCAGAUCUGAGGAAGAUAACUCCCUCGUCGUCUGCGUCGAUGGUCGGGUUUACCGCAGGAGGUGGCUAUGGCACCUACGGCCAUUAUGCGCCUCAGGGUACUUCGGAUCUUCUGUCCAGACAUACCGACUCCGUCGGUCAAUUGAAAGACCCGUAUCUCUCGCAGAUACAGAGUUUGCAGAGGAACAUGAAUCCCAUGGCGAACUUUCGUGCGCACCCGGCCAUGAACCCUCAAGCCGCCAUGUCGCCACAUGCUCAAGCAAUGAGUAUUUCGUCUCCGCAGCAGUCUUACGAGAGGUUGCAACAGCAUCCCCAUCUGCAGCAUCGUCAGACAUCUCAUACGCAUCCGUCCGCACCUUCGCCUGCUGCUGCGUCGCCCAUGCUUGCGACUACUCAACCGCAGCAGACUCAGCCCCAUCAACAGCAGGGCCAACAGCAGGCUCCAGCGGGUCCAGCGGGUCCAGCGGGCCCAGCUGCUCCAGGUGCUUCCCAGCAACCUGCUCCUACACCCCGGAAGCGCGGCCGUCCCCGUAAGAAUCCCUUGCCGGAUGGAACACAGCCUCCGAAGCCUAAGCCUAAGAAAUCCGCUUCGUCCGCUGCAGGUGCACCCGCCCCUGCGGCCGCUGGUGGCGCAUCCGGCCCCGUUCCCAAUGCUGCCACUGGCGCAGCUACCGCUCCGGUUCCCGCCCCGGUUCCUGGCCCUGAUGGUACUGUCCCUGCCGUUCCUGUCAAACGAGGCCGCGGACGUCCCCGUAAGUCAGAGACAGCCGGAGGCACGACGACUCCCAAACCGAAAACACCGCGCAAGCCAUCCACCGCCAAGCCGGGUGGCACUGGGCGGCCACGCGGUCGUCCUCGCAAGGCCGACGUGGAAGCACGGAAGCGAGCCGAAGCCGAGGCAGAGGCACAAGCCCAGGAACAGGGACAGGGACAGGGACAGGUUCAGGCUCCGGCCCAGCCACAACCACAAGCGCAGCCGCAGGCUCAGUCGCAGGCCCCGGCUCAACCUCAGGUCCAGGCCCAUGCUCCGGUUCAGAUUCAGAUUCCCGUCCAGCCUCAGCACCAUGUCCAGCCUUCACCCCAGCCUCAGCCUCAGCCUCAGCAUCUUCAGCAUCAGGCAUCUCCGCACCUGCCCGCGCACGCGCAUGCUCUCGCGAACCAGCAUCAGCAUGGUCACCAGCAACCGCAUCCACACCAACAACACCAGCCGUCCGAUCCCAUGAUGCUGAACCCGCCCCAGAAGCGCGGCCCACCCCUGGACGCGAACGACCCGCGCAAGCGCGCCUACCUCAUGCCUCAUCAGCUGGCGCAGAUGGCACCGCAGCUGCAUCCGCAAAUGCACCCCCAGAUGCCACCGCACAUGUCGCCACAUAUGCCCCAGCAGAUGUAA